This is a messenger RNA of Conger conger (European conger), 568 nucleotides long. Its product is annotated as histone H3. Bases 5 to 415 code for a protein of 136 amino acids. The transcript has a single exon. NCBI's taxonomy places the organism in Eukaryota, Metazoa, Chordata, Actinopteri, Anguilliformes, Congridae. Gene Ontology annotation, molecular function: protein heterodimerization activity; structural constituent of chromatin; DNA binding. Gene Ontology annotation, cellular component: nucleosome. The record is from RefSeq and is a predicted model, not a curated record.
AGCAAUGGCUAGAACCAAGCAGACCGCACGUAAAUCUACCGGUGGCAAAGCGCCCAGGAAGCAGCUCGCCACUAAGGCUGCACGUAAGAGCGCGCCUGCAACAGGCGGCGUGAAGAAACCUCAUCGUUACAGGCCAGGAACUGUAGCUUUGCGAGAAAUCCGCCGCUAUCAGAAGUCUACUGAACUUUUGAUUCGCAAGCUGCCCUUCCAGCGCCUUGUGCGAGAGAUCGCUCAGGAUUUUAAGACCGAUCUCCGCUUCCAAAGCUCCGCUGUGAUGGCUCUGCAGGAGGCCAGUGAGGCUUAUCUGGUUGGUCUGUUCGAGGACACCAACCUGUGCGCCAUUCACGCUAAGCGAGUGACCAUCAUGCCUAAGGAUAUCCAGCUGGCCCGCCGCAUUCGCGGAGAACGCGCUUAAGAUUGUUCGUGAACCCAUAAUUUAAACGACAAAGGCUCUUUUGAGAGCCACCUCCGUACUUCUUAUAGCAGCAAAUUUCUCCAUGUCCGUUUAUUUGCGGUUUUUUCUGGCUUUGUCUCGACGUGUCUUAGGUUGUGGAAUAAUUUGUCUGAA